UUGAUCAGAUCGAAAACAUCCCCCGGGAACAGUUGGCUCGGAAAUAGAACCCCUGGACUACAACAUCUAUAUGCCGUCCAGCAAUGUGGCCGUUGACGACUGCAUGCGCACCUGCGCACAGAAUAAGCCCGCCAAGGCCACGUCGUGGACAUGGCGGAAUCACUCAGGCUCUGCGGCUAUUGCAUCAGUCGACACACGAGGAGCGGAAAAUACAGGACAUGGUCUUUCCUGCUCCGAGUUGCCGAGGCUCUACUCCGUCUCGUUCUUGGCUGCAUCUCGAGGAAGCGAAGCGGUGUCGGUCUUAUAUGGGUCCACUCUCGGUUCGCCAGCGAGGGGCCCUAAGUCUCGGGGACUGCAUUCCCGGCCACCUCAUACGAGAUGCUGACAAAAAGGAGCACAGUAGCUGCGUCUUCCACGUCUACAUAACGUGCCUCGUGACGACCCCGCUCGGCUCGAGUCAAGGUGUGGAGGCGCCCCCAACUCCACCUCCGCCUCCGCACUCCAUCUGCACAUCACAGCAAUGCUUUACCGAGCUAGUCGCAGAUGCUCUCGUGACUACACGUCCUUGCAGGCGCAUGGAACGUCGCCAAGCGACGAGUUUGCGAACGAGCGGGGCUCGCAGCGUGUCUCAUCCAGGGAGAUUGUGUAAUGAAGGGAGCGUGCUGCCAGAAUCGAAGAAAGCCAUGCACGGCUGAUGUAGUCACAUACGGACCAACGUCAGGGAUGCGGGUCAUACUGAUCAAGCAAAAAAGAAUGCACGCGAUCGUGUGUUUUCCCGGAUGGCACAACAUCUGCCGACGUGCAGUAGACAUGCAAUCUAGCAGUUUCCCGAGACUCCCAAGCGCGCCGACAGCUUGAUUGCAAAUGCCGUCAUGACGAUGGCUGACCAACUGAUCAAGUAUAACUACCGCGAGAUCGAGCUAUGGUGCGAGCACUCGCUUUCCAGGUUCGUAAUCGAUCUUUCAUACCUCUCUCAUCACCAUGCUUCGAACAUUUCCUUCAGUACGGCCUCUGGCUGCCGUUGUCGUUGCGGCAAGCUGGGCAAUAUCCGCAGGUAUGGGAAAAAA
Baudoinia panamericana UAMH 10762 is the source of this 1067-nucleotide messenger RNA. RefSeq lists its product as uncharacterized. The coding region runs from base 84 to 695 and encodes 203 amino acids. NCBI's taxonomy places the organism in Eukaryota, Fungi, Ascomycota, Dothideomycetes, Mycosphaerellales, Teratosphaeriaceae. The record is from RefSeq and is a predicted model, not a curated record. The transcript has a single exon.